Messenger RNA from Ochlerotatus camptorhynchus, 5937 nucleotides. Its product is annotated as cadherin-23-like. Gene Ontology annotation, biological process: homophilic cell-cell adhesion. Lineage: Eukaryota; Metazoa; Arthropoda; Insecta; Diptera; Culicidae. Gene Ontology annotation, cellular component: plasma membrane. Bases 377 to 5632 code for a protein of 1751 amino acids. Gene Ontology annotation, molecular function: calcium ion binding. The record is from RefSeq and is a predicted model, not a curated record. The transcript is spliced from 22 exons.
UCUUUAGUCGACAGGCGACAGCCGAUCCGGUAUCAUUUCCAAUCAAUCGUGGCCGUACUGCGGUUCCAAAGCGCGCGGUGUGAAAAACUAGAACUUCUGCUCCAGUCAGUAUCCCGUCAUGUAGAACAAACGUUGAAGAUCUGUCAAAUCUACGAGGUGAACUGCAGGCUGAUUACAAUACAGAGGAAUUAAGUUGGGAAAGUCGAAAGUCGAGUUUACAAAGUGAAUGCUGAAAACGAAACGAGUAUCUUCGUGUGCUAAGUGCAGAGUGAAAUAUUAUUACAUUUAAAGAUUAAUUCGGUGCAAUUGAGGAAACAUUUCAGCUGAGAGAAAUCAACUACAAUCCACGAUACAUGCUGUUAAUGCUGACAUCAUCAUGACCUGGAAGAAGUGCAAAACGACGUGGCUGCUUCUACUAACGACCCUCUUCUCUCCAAACUUCGCCUUUGUACUACCUGGAGAAUGGGACGAACCAUACUUCACGUCUCUCGUACCGGACAAGGUCAUCAUUGGCCCUUACGAUCAGAUCCUAAGAGAGCAAAGCAUCUCGAUGUGGGAGGAAAUGCUGCCUCCGAUUCGAAUCCUCCAGGUCAACUACAAAGGUUCGAAUAUCAAAAUCCAGACUAUGCCAUCCCAUCUCGGGGCUAAGUUGAUCCACGAGAACGGCAAGUGGUACAUUGACGUCAACAAUCGAAUGGAUUUUGAACAAUACAGCCAUCGGUUGUCACUGCUAACCUUGCUGGUGGAAAAUGACGUGAAAAACACAGUUACAGUGGCGAUUAGGUUAAUCAACAUCCUAGACAACGCUCCGUCCAUGACCAGUGAGGGACCCUGCAAGGUACCAGAACAUAAGGAAAGCUUCCUAUCAGAUUGCAGCUAUAAGGUUUAUCAUGGGGACGGUUUCGUUACAAACGAAAUCGAAGGGAAAUACACGAAUCGUUUGGAUUUUGAGCUGCCAGAUGAGGAAGCUGAGUUUUUCGAAAUGAAAGAAGUAAUGCUAAUCGAUGAUUACAAUAAACGGUUCCAGUUGUGGGUACUAAAAGAGCUAGACUACACCCAGCAAGCAAUGUUCAAUUUCCCAGCAACGGUGUUCGACUUCAAUCGAACCAACAAUUUCACAUUGAACAUUGUCGUGCCGGUCCAGAACGUCGAAAGUCGACCACCGAUCUUCACCCGCCCGUUCACAACGCGUCGCAUCCCGGAGAAGGCUCCAUUCAGCACGGUGAUCACUGCCAUCGACGGUGACACGGGGUUGAACUCUCCAAUUUGCUAUGAACUGGUAACCGAAAAUGAAGCUCACACCAAGUACUUCAGUAUUGAGUUAGAUGACAGCGGAAAAAACGGGAACCUGUUGGUGGACUACAUCGAUCGAGAUGAGGAAAAGAACGAAUUCUAUCAAUUUACGAUUAAUGCUUUCAAAUGCCACAACCGGCUAUUCAACACCACCAGUGAGGCAGCAAUCAUUCUCGACGACAUCAACGACCACGCACCGACGUUUGACGUCGAACCAGACCGGUUGAUCAUCCGGGAAAACACCCUAAUGGAACUGCCACUGGUUCGAUUCAACAUCGAGGACGUAGAUUUGGGCAACCACGCAACCUACGACGUUAGUCUUCAGGAAAUUGUCCCCGGAGCGGAAACCUUCAGCAUCAUCCCGAGCAGUGGUUACCAGCUGGCUUCGUUCACACUAACGAUCGUAAACGCUUCCCAGCUGGACUACGAACUGCCCGAACGGCAACGGUUCAAUCUGAUCGUUACGGCUACCGAGGCGGCAAACUCUUCCCACACCAACCAGCAGAUCCUGGCCAUCGAGCUGCUCAACUGGAACGACGAAGUACCGGCAUUCGAUAAGGAUAUCUAUGAAGUUUCCAUCGAUGAAACCAUCGGAAAAGACGUCGAUCUGUUGACGGUACAUGUUACCGAUCGGGAUAUCGACGACAGCGUCCAGCUACAGAUUUUGAGCCGGAUCGGCGAUGAUCUGAAUGUUACGGUAGUGAACAAUUCCGUUCAUGAUUUCCCAAUUCCAACAUUCAGCUUCCGAAUCAGCACUGCACGGGAGGGCAUCUUCGACUGGGACGUAGCUCAAGAGGUCAUCGUCCAAUUACAGGCAGAGGAUACGCUGCAAACCGAUGAAAGAGAUCCGCUGCACAAAGUGUUCGCCCAGGUUGUAAUUACGGUGCGGGAUAUCAAUAACAAACCACCCUCGAUCGCGGUUCCUAGAGGAAGGAUCCACAUCGAGGAAAACUCGGAACCGAAUACGGUUGCGAAGAUUGGAGAUGCCGAAGAUGCCGAAGAUGCGAUUCUGAUCGGAACCGAUCCCGACUCGGAUGCAGAUCUUAAGUUCAGCAUCGAUUGGCAGAGCAGCUAUGCCGUCAAAGGGGGUACGUCAGUCGACCCGGAAGUUUUUAAAGAUUGUCUGGUCAUCGAAGUCGAUUCUAGCAAUCGAAAUCGUGUCACGGGAAAAAUUCGGGUAAAUCCGGAACUAGAUCAGGAAACCAUCAACCAACGGUUGGACCACGAAGCAUACGAGACGCUUUUCCUCACUAUUCGGUUGGUCGAUGAGAAACAGGUCAUUUUACCAGGCGAUACGGAAGCGAUCGUAGUGCUUCAGAUCGAUAACGUCAACGAUAAUGAACCGGAAUUCGUCGGAAAUACGUUGGCCGUGGAGCGGUUUGUCAUGGAAGAAGCCGAAACGGGAACCAUCGUCGGAAGUAUCGUGGCUAUUGACAGAGAUGGAGACGAAAUCACAUAUACGAUCACCGCAGAGAAUCCCGAUCAAGAAGGACUCAUUGCGAUCGGUUCCACCGGAAUGUUGACUGUAAACGCAACGGAAAACACCAUUGAUUGUGACGUACCAAAGACUUACAAGAUCCCUCUUCUGAUUACCCUGACUGACGGAGUUUACGUCACGAACGGUUCCAUUGAAAUCUUCAUUACCGACACCAACAACAAAAUUCCAAGCUUCAGUUCGGGCAUCCCUUCGCAAGUGUUGAUUUUCGAAAAAUCCCCAUCCGGCACGGAGAUCCUUCAGCUUAACGUAGAAGAUCUUGAUCGAGACGAACCGUUUGACACGGUAGGAUUUGAAAUAGACUUCCGAACGUUCCCGGAUUUGCAAAACUACUUCGAAAUAAGUCGUUUGGUAGACGACUCCGGCGAACGGUUGAAUCAAUCCGGACUGGUUUUGGUCAAAGAUAACAACCGACAGCUAGAUCGGGACACCGGUACGGAUCGAUUCACGAUCAACGUCAAAGUACAGGACAACAACGGUGGUACGGGUCGACGAAAUUCGAACGAAACAAGCUUCUCGUUGAUUCUGUUGGAUAUCAACGACCAUGAACCGGUUCUGCCAGCGUUGCCGGAACUGAAGCUGUCCGAGGACACCAAAAAGGGAACGGUCCUGGUCGACCGGUUCGAAGCAACAGAUUUGGACGACCCUAACACACCGAACGCACAGAUCAACUACCGAAUUAUAAAGAUCGAGGCAGCUGGUGACAAUUCUCCGGAGGCAAUAGGCGGCAACCGGCAAGACAGCAUCGACAAUCUCUUCGUCCUGACGCAGCCGGACGAAUACGUAGCCCGACUUACGGUGGGUCAGGAUUUGAAAGGAUUCUACGGCAGCUGGGCGGUACAGAUUGAGGCUUGCGAUCGGGGAGACGAGUACAGCUUGCUGGAAGACAGCCCUCGGCUGUGUAACAGCGCCACCUAUACCGUUCUGAUUGACCCGGUUAACUAUAUGGCACCGGUGAUCAACUUUCCCCGAAAUGACGAACGGAUCCGAUUGAAGUUCGAAUCACUGACCAACGGUAGACCAUUGGUCAACACGCAAGGUGAAACGGUUCCGAACUUCAGUGCCACCGAUACGGACGGAGGAGCCUUUGGCGUGGUGACGUUCAGCUUGCAGAGCCAAGACGAAUCCACACAGGACCAUGUGUUCUUCCAGCUCAAUCCAAUCGACAAGCACACUGUACAGUUGGUACUGGUCAAUGCUGACGCCAUCGAAGCUCGUUCCUAUCGGGUUAUUGUCAACGCACGGGACGGCGGAGACCUGUCAGGCACACCGGUGAGUGUGGUAAUUGCUUUCAUCAACAUGACCGGCGAACCGGAGUUUCAACCGGAGGACUCACCCUUCCAAACGGACUUCACCGAAAAUGAAGAAGGCAUGGAAGAGAAACGUGAAAUCCCGGAGGCGAUCGAUCCAAAAAAUGCUGAACUACCACCGGAGGAGCAUAAGAAUGUGUUCUACUUCAUCGACCCUUCCUACGGAACCGCAAGCCACCUCUUUCAGCUGGACAAGGAAACGCGCAUUCUUCAGCUGACGCAGGAGCUCGAUCGCGAGGAGAUCCCCUCGUAUGAAAUUCUCGUCCUCGCCACCAACAACAUCAACGGUCCGACCGGUCCCCUGGCACCGGAUUCGCGUUCCCAACUGAUCGUACACAUCAAAGUGAACGACGUCAACGAUAAUCCACCCAAAUUCCGAAUACCGUCCUACUCAGCCGGUAUCACCACCAACGACUAUCCGGGGAAGAUUCUGUUCGAAGUGAUCGCAGACGAUCCGGACGAAGACGACGUGAUGAGUUACUCGAUUGACGAGGGAACUCUGGAAGUUCAUGGAGAAAAUCUUCCCACCAGUCCGUUCCCAUUCGGCAUGGGUCGGAGCAGUGGACAGUUGUCGCUGGCCGUACAAAUGCAGGAUCGCAUGAAUGGCUUCUACACGUUUACGAUCGUAGCUAAGGAUUUGGUGGAUCACAACGACACGUCGCAGGUGAAGAUUUACCUAAUUGCUGAAAGCAAUAGAGUCACUUUUGUGUUCCUCAACAAUGUCCAGGACAUUGCCACACAGGAGAUGAAGGAUUUCUUGAAGACAGAGUUUACCAAGCACUAUGAAAUGGUAUCCAACAUUGAUGACGUGGUGCAGGGUUCGAUCGAGGGAAACACAAGAGCCGAUGGAGACUCGGUGACGGACGUUAGAGCUCACUUUAUCCAGAACGACGAAGCCGUCCAAGCGGUCGUCAUCCAGCAGCGCUCGAACGAUCGAGUAUUCGUGACGAAUCUGAAAACGACUCUAUCCACGCGCCAGCUUUUCCUCCAGGACGUCCCAGUAACCAGCGUGGAAUUCCUCGAGGAGAAAAGCGGACUGCUGCAAACGAUCCUAAUUGUGGUCGCAUCAGCAUUGGCCUUCCUCUGCGUCAUUCUGUUGGUUGCGUUCUGCAUCAAAAUACGUAGCCUGAGUCGACAGCUGAAGGCCAUGUCUGCUACCGAUUUCGGUUCAAUUGCUUCCGACGAUAUCAACGUUGGCGCUGGUCGGAAGGUACCGACGACAAACGUCUUCUCUGUCGAGGGCUCCAAUCCGGUGCUGAACGACCGGGAGUUCACCAAGGGAGCAUUCGAUGACGUUAGUGUCCAAUCGUACGAAUCGGACUUUGUGGGCAUCGACAACGACAUAUUUGCAACGACACUGGAGAAGGACGGCCUCAACCCCGCACUGAUGGACCACAUCCGGCAGAGGUCGUUAAACCCGAUGGUCAAUGGAGGUGCUGGUGAUGACACGGGACCUACUUCCAACUCCAAACCGGACCCACCGGCCCGUCAAAUUGCUUCCGAUAACGACGAUGAACUGGCACAUCGAUUCUGAGAAGUCAAAUCCGGGAAGAAAUAGCAUUGUAAAACAAAAUAGGAAUUCAUACUCGUUCAAUCUGGUUGUGUAUUUGCCUUCGCAUGUGGUAAUGUCUCAGGGGUCUUCGCAAAUGUGCACUGGCGUUUGCUUUUGAGAGGUGUUGGUUUUAUGGUUCCAAACUGAGGGAGGAUUGACCGACAGUAAAAAGCAAAUAUGAUCUUAGUUAGGAUUUUACGACUUGUAUUGUAGCUUCAUAUUUAUAUUACUGCAGCAUUAUGAAUCAUACGGACAAUAUAAGCGAGCUGUACUGGUGUUUUAUUGUG